Molecule: messenger RNA, 1649 nt
Organism: Vespula vulgaris
Lineage: Eukaryota; Metazoa; Arthropoda; Insecta; Hymenoptera; Vespidae
Gene: Prp18
Product: pre-mRNA-splicing factor 18
Exons: 5
Coding region: 613-1644 (343 amino acids)
Biological process (GO): RNA splicing; generation of catalytic spliceosome for second transesterification step
Cellular component (GO): U4/U6 x U5 tri-snRNP complex; U2-type post-spliceosomal complex; U5 snRNP
Source: RefSeq, a predicted model, not a curated record
UGACUUUACACACCGACCAGUGAAUGUAGAAAUUCUCGCAGGAUACCUAUCCUACAAAGUAAUAACGAAGACUUAAAGUAAUUUAUAUAGUUUCUUAUUAUAACAGUGAUACCAACUAUUUCGUUCGUAUUUUUAUAUUUCAAAACUUCAUUGCAAUCGUACGCGUAGCAAUGAAAUAAUGGAGUGUUUGUUCGUUCGCGUUUCACUAUUUAAACAAUAAAUAAUUUUUUAUCGACUGCGUGCAAUGCAGUCCUUAGAGUCAGUGUUUAUUCGUAAAGUUUUUUGUUCUUUUAACAGUCACACGGACUGUAUUUAUAAAGAAUAAAGUUUCGCGAAAUAAAUUCAGUGACCGUCCGUUAAUAAAUAACUACCGCGAAUUAAAAUCAUUGCAUCACUGAAAAGGAUCUCAACCAACUUCGAUGUCGACCUAUCUCAUUUUCAACCAACUACGAAUCAUCCACCCUCAAUUUCGACCUAAAUCGUGGACGAGUGUUUUAGAGCCAUCGCAGAACCUCUUAAGUAUCACACGCUUCGAGUGAAAGGUGAUGAAUAAUCUUAACACUGAUAAGUUUGUUAUGGUCACAAAAGAAAAAGAAAAGAAAAAAUUCAGAAAUGUCAAUUGGAGGUGGUCUUAAUAUUUUGAAAGCAGAAAUAUUAAAAAAACGGAAACAAUUAGAAGAAAGUAAUGUUUUACAACAAAAUAAAAAAUACUUCAGACGAGGAGAAUUGGAGUCUCAAUAUAAAACUGAAAAUUAUGAGACCAACGAUACCAGUGUCGAUAUUGUUAAAUCUGAUGUGAGUCAAGAACAGCAAGAAUCAGUAAAAGAUAAUAGUUUAGAACAAUCAACAUUACCUAGGCCAGAAGUAAUACGAAGAUUAAGAGAACGAGGAGAACCUAUAUUGUUAUUUGGAGAAUCAGAAAAAGAAGCAUUUAAAAGAUUAAGAAAACAUGAGAUAUUUGAAGCAGAAGUUAAUAAGGGCUUUAGAAAUGAUUUUCAAGAGGCAAUGGAACAAGUAGAUCAAGCAUAUUUAAAUGAAAUUUUGACAUCCACAAAAUCACAAGAUCGUAAUGUAAAAGGAGAUGUUAAUGUACCUGAAGAAGGUACCACUUACGAAGAUAUACAAAAAAUGUCUGACAAAUUAAAUAAAGGUGACAGGGACUUUGAUAUAAAUGUUAUUAUCCAAUUUAUCCAAUUCCUAGUACAAGUAUGGGGUAAUCAAUUAAAUAGUAGAACAUCUGAAGAAAAAAUGAGUACACAAGGUAAAAUGGCAAGUGCAACUUAUGCUCAAACAAGAGAAUAUUUAAAACCCCUUCUUAGAAAACUAAAAAAUAAAUCACUUCCUGAAGACAUAACUGAUAGUUUAACUGAAAUUGUGAAACAUUUACUUGAACGUAAUUAUAUUCUGGCUAGUGAUGCAUACUUACAAAUGGCAAUUGGAAAUUCUCCUUGGCCUAUUGGUGUAACUAUGGUUGGUAUACACGCACGUACUGGCAGAGAAAAGAUCUUUUCAAAAAAUGUAGCACAUGUAAUGAAUGAUGAAAAACAAAGAAAAUAUAUUCAAGCAGUAAAGAGGUUAAUGACUAAAUGCCAAGAAUACUAUCCUACAGAUCCUUCACGUUGUGUGGAAUAUGCAAAAACAUAGGUAUU